This is a messenger RNA of Paramacrobiotus metropolitanus, 2866 nucleotides long. RefSeq names its product probable guanine nucleotide exchange factor MCF2L2. Lineage: Eukaryota; Metazoa; Tardigrada; Eutardigrada; Parachela; Macrobiotidae. The transcript is spliced from 11 exons. The record is from RefSeq and is a predicted model, not a curated record. The coding region runs from base 895 to 2505 and encodes 536 amino acids. Gene Ontology annotation, cellular component: cytoplasm. Gene Ontology annotation, molecular function: guanyl-nucleotide exchange factor activity.
CUUUGUACAGUACAGCCUGUACAGGAUACCUUCUACCUGGAAACUUUCUUCAGCAUGGCUGCUGAAUGCUGAUGCAGCAUCUGCAUUAAUUUCCUCGUGGCACUCUAACGACGUCGUCGAAGUGUGACUUCAGCCACAGGUUCAGAUGUCCAUUUUGUGGUGCUGUGUAUACAACCGGAAACGAUUUGCGGAAGUAUAGGGACUUCGUUGUGCAUUUUGUUGGUUGUCUUAUUCGCUAUGACUGUGGGCUGUAUGAUUUCUGAAUUGCUAAUCUAUAUUUCGUUAUGCAUAAUCCCAUAACGGUACGACUACAAAUCGGUGUGUUUAUACUUACGACUCUUUCCGUUGAACCUGUUACGUAUCCAAAGAUGCAGAUUACCGUCGUCUCUGUAAAUUUAUGGUAGUGUGCUGAAACGGUACGACCUUCACAGCGGCGGCAAACGAUGCGCACUGAUGAGCUCUGCGGCUUAAAUCCCUCCGGUUUCCAUGCACUACGAUCGCAUGAUCAAUCAUCACAAUUUUUAAUGUGCAACAUAUAUGUUUAUGCUUAUCAGCCGCAGCUCACGAUUCACCUAAUAUUCCGUAUCAACUGGCGAUACGUUGUUUCCUCGAUAGACGGCGUUUUUCUUUAACCGCAACAUAUCCCGAGCGCAUUGCAACGCCUUCGCAGUUUUUAUUCCGUUUAAACUGCGCCGUGUAUGUGCGUGUGUUUUAAGAACGUCAUGUUAAAUGUCUGUUUAUAAAUUUGGAUCUCUUGUGAGCCUAAUCAGAUAUACCGCCUUUCUUUGCCUUGUCCAUCAUUACACUUAGAGGCAUUAUUCUCGACAGUCCGCGUGGUUAAUCGCCGAUGCGGCGACUUUUUCUUCAUCAUCAUCGACAUCACUAGCCGAGAAAAUGAACGAACAAACCUCAGAUCCUCAUGUGGAUCUUCAUCGCAAGAUGAGUCUUAUCAGCAUGAUGGCUCCGCAUCCGGACCUCCUCUAUAAGGAAGCUGUAACAGCUCCUGGUGGAUUGUCCAAAGAGCAGCAUCCGAUCAUUGUGAUUCCGGAUAACUAUCGGCUUGGCUCGUUGACUGACGAUGAAAUUGCCUGUUUGUUCACAUAUUUUGCGAAGAUUCACACCCCCGCCGAACAGAAGAGGGGCUUCGUUGUCAUUGCGGAUCGUCGAAAUGAUACGUGGCCGGCAACCCGUAGCGCUUUAUUAAAAAUCAGAGAACAUUUUCCGGCACCGGUCGAGCAUCUCUAUUGUUUGGAGCCUAAUAGCCUUAUUCAAAAAACUAUCGGCGCUGGUUAUAAGCAGAUCAAUGGAUAUACCACGAAUGGUUAUCCGAUUAUCCGGUUCCUUCAGAAACCCGAAGACAUUCCCGAUUUGGGUCUAGUAUCCCUCGAUCAGCUACCGCCGUCAUUAGGCGGACCGCUGAUGUAUGAUCACAAAGUGUGGUGUGAACAUCGUUUGGCUGUGGAAAAAUAUGAGGCGAAUACAUGUGAACUGGAUGCGGAAUCUACCGAUCUAAUGGACACUAUGCGCAAUAGUGAACUCCCCAAUGAGCCGAAUGCCAUUGACGAAAUGAUAAAGGAUCAGUUGAUAUUGCGCAACCAUCUAAAAACUGACAUCAACGACGGCAUCAAACGCGGCAAUGCACUGCAGGAGUGUGUGCUGCAGUACGACAAUCGUACCGUUGUCAAUCUUGAGCAGAUACCUGACAGGAUGCGCAACAUUCUCAUCAUCCGUGAAUGCAUGGAGCGCUUAGCAUUUGUGGAAAAGCAGUUUGACCAGUUCUGGUCCGAUCACUAUCCGAUGCUGUUGCAGUGCCAGCAGCUGCGCCGAUUUGAGGUCAAGUUCAGACAGCUCUUCCCCACUUUGAGCGAUCGACUUAGAGCGCUCAAGAAAUUUCAUGACAAAAUUGAGCAGGCCAUUGAUGCGGUUAAGGCGGAUGAUCUUGAUGACAUAAUUAGUGAUAUUGAGGAUUUGAUACCGCAAGCCAAAGAUCUUUUGGAUAUGGGCCGACGUCUCAUUUCCAAACGGCACUAUGCCGAUGACUCUAUUAGGCCUAAAUGCCGAGAACUGGAAGAUACCAUUAACGAGCUGGAAACCAAGUCGAAGUUCUGUAAUGAGAAACUGCACCGUUGCACAGAAUUAGAGGAUCGGAUGACAAAGGCGGAAAAGUGGUGUCAUGAGGGAAUGGACCGGCUGAGCAGUCGUUGGCUACGACACCCCGAUGCGGCACCUGCUGACUUAGCCCGGGACAUUGAUCAGUUCCUAGCACAAUCCUCAGAUUUUAAAUUAGAUAACCCAAGGGAAUUCCAUAAUUAUUUCAAAACACACGCUACUCAAGAGAUGAAUAAUCGACUACCUGAGCUUCUUCGAGAAUUUGAAGAAGUCAAAGAACUGUGCCACAAUCGUCGAAACUCCCUCGUUCCUCAGGAGGUGGACGCCAGCGGAAGAGGAUCCCUUCAUUCGCAUUCGUCCUCCCGAGCAUCCACCGUUCGUGCCGGGUCAAGAUGAUCGUUGUGUUCCUCCCCCGACUCUGACUUUACACCCGAUCUUUCUGUGUUUUUUUCCCUUGUCGAAAAAGCUUUCUGUGAAAGUUCACCUACAUUGAAGGUUUACAUAUUUAUAUAAUACGAGAUGUUAAAAAAAUUUAUGAAAACGCAAUAAUUUUUGCUAAAUGCUUUCUUUUUCCCGGUCCAGUUCCGAGCCUUCAUGUUGUACGUAAUAUCAUGGAUGUAUUCUUGGAUAUUUAAUGUUUAUCAACUUUUAUUUAUUUGUCUUAGAAGGGAUUUUUAUUUUGAUCUAUGUUCCAACGUUUUGUCGCGAACUGUGGUGAUUUUUGUACAGCCGAAGCCAUUAAACUGUUUCACUGGCA